GCAGGAAAGACCCACCCCCCUCAUUGUACGUGAACGUACCCACCCCUCCCUGAACUUACCGACCGUACCUACCUUAGGUGCCUUUACUGUGUAUUUCGCUUGCCUACCUACCAUCGUCAUACCCCUCCAUCGCCCCCGACACCCUUCUCUCUCUAGCCCGAACGAUCCGUCCAUGUAUCGAGGCACCGGAUACCCAUUAUUUUACACGUCGCCAAGGCAAUCGGCUGCAACGCCAGCGCUCGUCAAUCAAUCACACACACAUCACUUGGGAUGCCAGCACUUGACUGCUGUCAUCCUUCUUGUACCCUUGUCUGGCUGGCUCUCUCUCUGCUUUCUGCUCGGCGGGACGGCGCUGCAUCUAUGGGAAUCGUACGCCACAACGGCCUUCACCCAUUUCCAACUUCUCCACAGCCACGUUCUACUGUUCGUUCCCGGCUCGCCGAUGCAUUCCUUGGGCAGGCUUGGCUUUGCGAUAAGCUUCUCGUGGCACUCCAAAUCCAGCAGAUGCCAGAAAGACACCAGAUAGGUAGGUAUAGGUGGUCGGAAUCAUUGCGAACAAAUCAUAAAUGGCCCCACCUGGACGGCGAAUGUAUCAUACAUACUCCAUAGUAACUCGAACCGAACCUCAUACCAGCUAGACGCCACGCUGGCUCAGCCGUCAUAGACGAAGGUACGACCUG
Messenger RNA from Colletotrichum navitas, 680 nucleotides. RefSeq lists its product as uncharacterized. Lineage: Eukaryota; Fungi; Ascomycota; Sordariomycetes; Glomerellales; Glomerellaceae. The transcript has a single exon. The record is from RefSeq and is a predicted model, not a curated record. Bases 173 to 526 code for a protein of 117 amino acids.